AUGUAUCCACCGGUAGAAUUCCAACGUGCUGGUUUCACGAUUCAAGCGUUAUUUUCGAAAUAUUUGGGCAGAGAAAAGGAUGACUUUAUUGGUUAUCAUUUGAGAAGGACAGUGUUAACGCGCUUUAUCCAUUUAUGCUUACCAUUAUUGUAUUUUGUCUAUUUAUCGGUGGUUCUACAAGAAACAGUAUUUGUCCUUAAGCCACAAACUAUUUUGCAGUUAUGUGCUCACUUAUCCAUUGUUAUUGCUUUUGGUUUUUUCAGUGAUGAGCAUUAUGGUAUUUCAGUGUCAGCCUCAGUAAUGUUUCGACAUUUGUGUAAUAAAUUUGAUAGUCAUUCCACUGUACGUCAUUUAAAACGUUAUAUUGGAAAUAAUGAAAUCAGUUGGCAUGGAAUAGCUGAAUCAAUUAACAGAGAGUAUCGGAAUACUUUAGAAACGUUAAGUAUCACUCUCACAGGCAUAGAUCGCGUUGUAAUGACAUCUUCAUGGAUUCUAAACAUAACUAAUUAUUCUUUAACUUGUGCACAAGUGGGUGAUGUUGUUCUAGAAGCUAUCAAAGCAGAUGAGCAUCCAAUUUCGCACCACUUGGAAAGCAGUGGUUCCACGCAAUUUGUCAAUAUAUGCGUGAAAAGUACUACUGAGUGUUUUGAACCAUUUGUCAUCAGGAUACGAACAGAAUCAUUUCGUGAUCUACGUAAUAAGCUAAAUAGACCCAUAGCAGUGGCUCGAGAAAUCGUAUUAAAACAGUCACUUAAUGAAUGUUUCAUUGAAGUUUUUACGAAGCAAAUCGCUCAUAACUUGAAAUAUGAUUAUGAUGAAGUGCAGCGCCUUGAGCCAUGUUUGGGUUGUUGCACAGAAAUUUCGAAUAUAAAAUUAUGGAAGCAGUGUUUGGAUUAUGCUGAAAACGAUGUAGAUGAUCAAGGAAGACCAAGACCUCAGUGUACUCAGUGCUACUGUAAACCUAUGUGGUGUGAUAGUUGUAUGGGACGUAUUUUUCUGUCCAAGCAAGACCCAUAUCAUCCAGAGUCAUGGUUACCUGGCAAAGCUCAAUGUCCAACUUGUCGAGCUACGUUUUGUGUGCUUGAUGUGGCGUUUCUAAACACAGCUGGUGCUUUGAAUGACUAA
Molecule: messenger RNA, 1125 nt
Organism: Thelazia callipaeda (thelaziosis nematode)
Lineage: Eukaryota; Metazoa; Nematoda; Chromadorea; Rhabditida; Thelaziidae
Source: the annotation of a GenBank genome assembly